AUGUCCCCAGGGCUGGAGUUGCUGGUGGCCACCACUCGUCCCGAGACCAUUUUUGGUGACGUGGCCGUGGCCGUGCACCUGCGGGACCCGCGCUACGUGGUGAGGGGCGGGGCCUCGAUGGGCGGGGCCUCGAUGGGCGGGGCCUCGAUGGGGGCGGGUCCAGGGCUGACCACGCCCCCUCAGCACCUGCAGGGCCGGCAGGUGAGGCACCCGUUCAGCGGGGCCCUGCUGCCCGUGGUGAGCGACCCCAGCGUGGAGCCCCAGCGCGGAACCGGUGCAGUGAAGGUGACCCCCGGGCACAGCCCCCAGGACCUGGCUCUGGCCCGGGCCCAUCGGCUGCCCCUGCCCUGCGUCAUCGGGGACGAUGGCACCUUGUGUCCCCCGGGGGGGGGCUGGCUGCAGGGUGUCCCCAGGUUCGAGGCCCGUUCCCGUGUGGUGGCAGCGCUGGCCCAGCUGGGGCUGUUCCGGGGGGUCCAGGACCACGCCAUGACCCUGCCCCUCUGCAGCCGCUCCGGGGACGUCGUUGAGUUCCUGCUGAAGCGCCAGUGGUUCCUGAGCUGUAGAGACAUGGCCCAGAGAGCCCUGCAGGCGGUGACGUUGGGGAGGCUCCGCCUGGUGCCCAGAUUCCACGAGAAGAACUGGAAAACCUGGAUGGAGAACGUGGGGUGA
Molecule: messenger RNA, 669 nt
Organism: Poecile atricapillus (Black-capped chickadee)
Lineage: Eukaryota; Metazoa; Chordata; Aves; Passeriformes; Paridae
Product: valine--tRNA ligase, mitochondrial-like
Exons: 6
Coding region: 1-669 (222 amino acids)
Biological process (GO): valyl-tRNA aminoacylation
Cellular component (GO): cytosol
Molecular function (GO): valine-tRNA ligase activity; ATP binding; aminoacyl-tRNA deacylase activity
Source: RefSeq, a predicted model, not a curated record